This is a messenger RNA of Anopheles moucheti, 1093 nucleotides long. RefSeq lists its product as uncharacterized. The record is from RefSeq and is a predicted model, not a curated record. Bases 1 to 1059 code for a protein of 352 amino acids. Lineage: Eukaryota; Metazoa; Arthropoda; Insecta; Diptera; Culicidae. The transcript has a single exon.
AUGCCGUUCACAAUCGUGCAAACUCAUGGGCCCAAAGGGUACGGUGAAUUGUGCAUCGUGCCUGACUCUUGGGUACAAGGAACAAGCAAAAAAAAAUAUUUAUUUUGGCCAAACGUAAAAGGAACCAUACAAAAUCUUAUAAUGGAUGAUAACAGUGUUCCGGCGGAUGGUUGGACGAAACAGGAGUGUCGGAUCAAACGACAAGGACUGUCGUAUGCUGAUGCUGAUUCAGCAAUGAUGAUUAUGUCCGGCGAAUCAUCAUCAGAUUCCGGAGUCGCACCGAUAUACUCGAACAUGAGAAAGCCAGCACCGUAUGCUAAAAUGUUUUCAGAAAGAGUUGUGGAAAACUCUUCGAAAGCAAGGCACAACGAGAGUGAAAUCGUUUACACAUUACCUCCAACACCACCUCCAGCAAGCUCAUCGGUAUUCGAUGAAAAUGUGAUAAUGGUAACAACAGAUGAAUGCACUAAUUGCAAAACGUUGAAGGCAUUGUUGGAAGCCCAAACCAAUUUGUUAUUAGAUUUUCGUGCCGAGCAAAAGCGUGAACAUGAGCAGGUCUUAAAAGAAAAUAAGAGAAUAAUGAAUCGGUUGGGUAUCAUUGAAGUGCAACUAAACACUUUACUUAAUUCUAUAGAAGUGACCAAUAAUGAUCAUACCUUCUCUGAUCAUCCGUUCAUUGCAAGCGUUGCAGAUCUGGAAAAAUUGGAAAAAGAUUUAGAAGAUGAGGAAUAUUUUACACAACUUACAGAUUUAAUGAAACAACAACUUCAUGAUAAAGAUGUAAAUAAUAGAAUGUUGGUAGCCCUUGAUGCUCUUUUCCAAAGGGUUUUUUUAACUCAAUGCACAUGGACAGGUAUUUCAAAAACAGGAACUAAAAUAGCUAUGCAUUCAUAUCAAAACAUAUUAAGACUAUUUAAAUGUAUAGGAAGUACAAAUAUGGUAAUAGUAACACAUGAGAUGGUACGAAGUUUUUUCAUGAAGAUAUUGAAACACGCAGUAGAGCGAUCGAAGGCUAAAGGUGUUCGCAAAUCAACUUGCCGCAAAAGAAAAUUAAUAUAGUUUUUUUAUUACUUGAAUAUAUUUUUUAAUAUUU